Tricharina praecox is the source of this 1709-nucleotide messenger RNA. RefSeq lists its product as uncharacterized. NCBI's taxonomy places the organism in Eukaryota, Fungi, Ascomycota, Pezizomycetes, Pezizales, Pyronemataceae. Gene Ontology annotation, biological process: regulation of DNA-templated transcription. The coding region runs from base 245 to 1312 and encodes 355 amino acids. The transcript is spliced from 3 exons. The record is from RefSeq and is a predicted model, not a curated record. Gene Ontology annotation, molecular function: zinc ion binding; DNA-binding transcription factor activity, RNA polymerase II-specific.
CUUUCCCCCCGGAUUCACCGAAACAAACAAAACUUCUCCAAAUAUUAGUCGACCACCUCGACGGAGAAGACCAUUCCCGCCAGUCACCGCCCCUCCACUCCUCCAGCCAGACGCUUUGGCAUCCCAUAAAUCUUGAGUCCUCCCGAGCGUAAAGCAAAAGAAGCCAUCGAGAAAACCCAACAAAGCCUCGCACACCUCCGUGAAGCUGUUUUCCCCGAACCCACCGACUGGCCCGUUCACAGCGAUGUUGCACCCCAAAAUCACCAAAGACGGCAGCACCAGCGGCGGCAGCAGCAGCGGUCAGAACUCCAAAGAGACUCCCCGUAAGAGGGUCGCCAGGGCUUGUGAUCGGUGUCGACUGAAGAAGGGAAAGUGCGAUGGAAAGGAGCAAUGCGCCAAAUGCGUCUCCGCUGACGUUAUGUGCAUCUACACCGAUCGAAAACCUCCUCAGCACAAGCUGAUCUCUCCUGCAGUCGCCGAAGCCCUCCAGAGCGAGAAUCUCACUCUCAAGAAGGCCACCAUCAUCAUCUUCAAGCAACUGAUUGAGGCUCGCGGUGGACAACUUCCGGUGAUCGAGGGAGUCGACUGGGCAUCCGAGAAGGUGGCGAACGGGAAAUCUGGACGGGCGCUGAACUACAUCAUCAGUCGGGAGGCGAGGGUGGACAAUAGGAUCUCGACCGAGGAGAUUGCGAACUACGACAGCGAUACGCAGAUGUUGGAUCCGAAUUCGAGGACCUGUCCAAACAGCCCUGCUUCACGACAAUCCUCGCCCCAGAGCACCGUCGGCGAUAUGUCUCCCGCGUUCUGGGGUGGGGGGGCUUCCGGAGCUGAGCUUCAGCUUCAGCAGCAGCACAGCCUCGCCUCGCACAAGAAGCGGAAAGCCACAAAGUACGGCUAUCCUGGCGUCGCAGAGGUCGACGUCACUGCUAUGCCAGCUCCUGCUUCAGCUUCUCCCUACCUCAAUCCCGGGCUCCUUUCCGUCGAGUCGCUGGCGCCAGCGUUCACCACCCCGCCCACUCCACCGACGGGGUUGGAUGCCCUGGAUUACCUACCCCGGGAGCAGCAGCAACUUCAAUGGUCGAAUCAGCGGCCGCAACAGCAGCAGCAGCAACAGGCGAGAUUCUACGAAGAGCGAUAUCUCUUACAACGCUACGCCGAAGAACAAGCACAUAUCCAGCAGCAACAGCAGCAACAGCAGCUCCGUAGUGGAGCGGCUGGCCCAGUUCCCGGACCAACGUGCGACAAUUCCAUGCCCUGGACGACUCCCGAAUAUUUCCAGUAUCUCCAGGACAACAAAGAUUACGGAAAGUGAGUUCUUCCGAUCUUCCGAGCGCGCGCACACGCACAUGCACAAAAAACACACAUCGCAACAGUUGCUGACACAUCUUUAGAGUUUAUGAGACCAUGGCCGGCGACGUUCAGAUGUACGACCGCGAAAUGUAAAUAUUCUACAUGAACAUCUUCUUUUCACGACUCUCCCUUACCUACCUUCUCUCGUACACUCACUCGCAUACUGUCCUUCCGGGGUCCGACUACAUUUCCUUUUCCCUUUCAUUCGGUCAUUUUCACACUACAACGGACGGGUUGGGAUUACUGGUUUUUUACACAUACAUAGCGGGGUGUUCUGUUUUUUUCCUAAGGGGUUAUGUUUUUUUUUCCUUUCCGGGCAUCUUUCCUUUAUUCAACUGUGCGGUGUUUUUUGAGGGGGG